AUGGGCGGAACUGCUCCGAAGCUACCGCCCGUGGAAGGACCCACCAAAGCGGCGAUUAGAUGCGCCGAGAAUAUCGCCCUCCUCCGAAUCCUGCACGAAAUACCGCAAAAGGCCCUGAAGAACAGUCCGAGCUCCCUAGCUUUUCGGCAUGAUGAGUACAGCCUGCCGUUCGAUCGGGAACGACAUUUAACUGGGGUUUUAGCGUUUUUGUCAUGCUUGAAAGACGACCCGGGCCGUAUCCCAGCUACAUCAGUCCGGGAAUCCGGGAAAGGCUCCUCGCUGAAGCUCAAUGUCCUCGUUGCCGUAAAUCGUAAGAGCACAGAGGAUGGAAGGUCUGCUCUCCAAAAGAUUGUCGAGGGAUUCGACCGGAUUUUCGGCCACCUUCAUUUCAUCGAUCAGAAGGAAGAAGGGGAAAUCCGCGAUCGAGUCAUGGAUGCUAUUAUAUCCAUGUGUGAAGUGCGGAUUCUCGAGCGCCUCAACUUGGGCCGGAAGAAGACCAGAAAGGCUCGAAAUAGCGCCAAUGCAGGGAAAUCCAUCAUAGAAUUGCUUGAAGAAGCCGUUGACGAGCUACGGCGUACCGACCCCACAAAGAGUUUAGAUUCUGAAACUCAGUCUUUCGUAACAAGGGCUCGAUCCGUGAUACAUCAGGCCAAUGCGUGGAAGAAGCACAGCGUACCUGCAGAAAUGAAAGCGCUCAUCCGAGAGAUUUUCAUCUUGAGAAGCCUGCCCAAAUGGAAUAUCAUCACGGAGGGUGAAACUGGAGGGUCUCGGAUGGAAAAAAUGAUUAAAAGAGUUUCCAGAUACUUCGAAGCGGCGAUAUUCUUAUGCCAGACUGCGAAGAAAUUCCCCAUUGCGAGGAAAAUGACGGUGGUUGCCGUGGACCUGCCGGCCGACAUGUUGAAUCAGGUGCGGCCCCAGACCAAUCCUUCCGAUUUCGGGACCGCUUUCAGCCGGCUGGGAGAGGGCAAGAAGAGCAGGGCAUUCAUUCACCCCUUAAUCGAGACGACGGACCAAAUAGCAGAGGCUCAGUUCUUGGAAUACACCAGUGCCAUUCUCGAACCGACAACAGUCCACGCAGAGAUUCAAAUCUUGGCAUAUUGCGACUUGUACCCGAGGGGGAGAUAUCCACGAGUUGUGUGCUCCAGCAAGCAUGCUUGCUUUCUUUGCAACCAAUUCAUCACGCUACAUGCGAAGAUGUACACCCCUUCUUCUCAUGGGAGAUUGUAUCAUCGUUGGAGACUACCCAAUUUUGGGACUGUGAAUAUGAAGUCUGGCUUCAAUGCUCAGCUAGAAAAGUUUGGGAUGGAUAGCCUGAAAACGAUGCGCCAGACCAACAAGCGCAUCAAGCAUCCCGAUCCAAAUGAGAGUGCCUUACACUCACUUCUACUCUCGGAAACCUCCCUAUUAAAUGGCAUUGUAGCCGGGAGUACUGGACCAGAAGAGAUCAAUCCGAACGAAGGGACUGAAGAAGAUUCCGUACCUCAGGAACUGGAAAAUACGAAGCGCCACGGGGUGGACGAGCCGGAUUCUGAAGACGAAGGAUCAAGCACUAGUGAUGAUGUGGAGAGUGUAACAGCUGGGGUGAUUACUGAGAACGAUGCUGAGACUAGUGCUUUAGCACCUUCAGAAACUAAGUUUGAUGCUGUUGAAGAGAGGAGCGAGGAGAGAAGUGAAAAUCAAGAUUCAGCUACCAGCAGAACGGGCAAACCAGAUGGCAACUGCGAGGAUGGAAGUUGUGGGGAUGACAGGCCAGAAGUCGCUGUGCCCCCUUCUGUUGUUGUUGUUCCGCCAACACCAGUCCCUGACGAAACUCGACCAUCUCCUUUGGCAGAAGUUGAGUGGCUCCCGCCAUUGUGCGACAAGGGAGCUCUCAAUGAGCUGAAGCGAGGGGACGUAAUGUCUCACUCUCGUGACACGGAGACGUUGGGAUUACUGGUCGACUAUCCGGACGCAGUUGCAGGAUCUUCGGGGAUCGAGAAUAAGUCCCAAUGCGUUCGUUAUACUCUAGAGUGGCUCGACUCGAGAGAGGCCAGAGAAAUUCGCUUGGACCAGGAUAUUCCUAUUGUGGACGUUGACACUCUUGAUACGGAGGUAUCCAUUCCGCUGGAACGUGGCCAGAGAAAGGUGUUUUACCUCUCCAGUGGCAAGUCAGUGCUUCGCGUUCACUUGCUUCCCAGUAGUUGA
Molecule: messenger RNA, 2184 nt
Organism: Scedosporium apiospermum
Lineage: Eukaryota; Fungi; Ascomycota; Sordariomycetes; Microascales; Microascaceae
Exons: 2
Coding region: 1-2184 (727 amino acids)
Source: RefSeq, a predicted model, not a curated record